GCAGUCUGAAUCAGACUCAGACUGGACGACAGAUUCAGAAACAUGAUGAAAGUAGUGUUGGUGUUUCUGUCGGUCUGGAUAUGGACGAGCUCUGCGGUGGUCAGGGUCCCUCUCAAGCGGGUACCCACCAUUCGUUCCCAUCUGAGGGCCAACGGAUUGCUGAAGGACUUCCUGAAGGAUCACCGUCCUGACAUGUUCAACCGGCGCUACGCUCAGUGUUUUCCACCCGGGACUCCAUCACUGAGACUCGGACGCUCCAGCGAGAAGCUUUACAACUUCAUGGAUGCUCAGUAUUACGGUGAUAUCAGUUUGGGGAACCCUGAGCAGAACUUCUCUGUGAUUUUUGACACCGGCUCAGCUGACCUCUGGGUGCCGUCGUCCUACUGCGUCAGCCAGGCCUGCGCACUGCACAAGCGUUUUAGGGCUUUUGAGUCAACCUCAUUCCAUCAUGAUGGUCGGAUGUUUGGGAUUCACUAUGGAUCAGGACACCUGCUGGGAGUCAUGGCCAGAGACACGCUGAAGGUUGGGAGUCUGAUCACUCAGAAUCAGGAGUUCGGGGAGUCAGUCUAUGAGCCCGGUGCUGCAUUUGUCAUGGCCAAGUUUGAUGGUGUACUAGGGAUGGGUUACCCUUCCCUGGCUGAGAUCCUAGGAAACCCUGUUUUUGACAACAUGAUGGCGCAGAAGGUGGUGGACGAGCCAGUCUUCUCCUUCUACCUCACCAGGAAAGGAAGUGGCAGCAACCUAGAGGGCGAACUGUUGCUAGGCGGAACAGACGAGGCGUUGUUCAAUGGACCAAUCAACUGGCUUCCUGUUACUGCUAAGGGAUACUGGCAGAUAAAGAUGGACAGUGUGGGGGUUCAGGGUGCGAGUGCGUUCUGUCCUAACGGUUGCCAGGCGAUUGUCGAUACAGGAACCUCCCUCAUUGCUGGACCGACCAAUGACAUCCUCAUCCUGCAGCAGCUGAUUGGAGCCUCGCUCACAAACAUUGGAGAGUUUAUUGUUGACUGUGUCAGGUUAUCCAGUUUGCCUCAUGUGACUUUUGUCCUGGGAGGAAAAGAGUAUACGCUGACUGCUGAGCACUACGUUAGGAAGGAGAUGCUCGGUGACAGGGAGUUGUGUUUCAGUGGUUUCCAGGCAGUAGACAUAGUUUCCCCCGAGGGUCCUCUGUGGAUUCUGGGAGAUGUAUUUCUGACGGAGUAUUACAGCAUCUUCGACAGAGGACAGGACCGGGUUGGCUUUGCAGCUGCAAGGCAUUGAACCAAACACUAAUCCAUCUAUAUCUGACAGUCUUAUGAUCAAUAAAUAUAUCAAUUAAAA
This is a messenger RNA of Scomber japonicus (chub mackerel), 1317 nucleotides long. RefSeq names its product nothepsin (gene nots). NCBI's taxonomy places the organism in Eukaryota, Metazoa, Chordata, Actinopteri, Scombriformes, Scombridae. Gene Ontology annotation, biological process: proteolysis. Bases 43 to 1257 code for a protein of 404 amino acids. The transcript is spliced from 9 exons. The record is from RefSeq and is a predicted model, not a curated record. Gene Ontology annotation, molecular function: aspartic-type endopeptidase activity.